Molecule: messenger RNA, 4336 nt
Organism: Sycon ciliatum
Lineage: Eukaryota; Metazoa; Porifera; Calcarea; Leucosolenida; Sycettidae
Product: CUB and sushi domain-containing protein 3-like
Exons: 16
Coding region: 1-4182 (1393 amino acids)
Source: RefSeq, a predicted model, not a curated record
AUGACUUCCGUGUUCACUCACACCGUUUCAGUGUUGUGGAUCUGUUCACAUGGCGUGAGCCAGUCAAGUGUCAGUCAGUUCGGCGGGAAGUUUGUCAAUUGUACUGUACCAACUUUAACCCAUGGCGGUGGUGACAAGAAAGUUGUGUCAUACCGUCAACAAGUGAAUUACACAUGUGACACUGGUUAUAGUAUAAAUGGAUCUGAAGCAGCAACUUGCAAUGAGAAUGGAACUUUGACAGAGCUGAAACCUGUCUGUAACAUUGUAAAUUGUACAGCACCCACACUCCUACAUGGCAGUGCAGGCAAGAAAACUGUGUCAUACCUUCAGCAUGUGAACUACACAUGUAAUACUGGGUAUAGAAUGAAUGGAUCUGCAACGGCAACGUGCAAUGCUGAUGGAACUCUACAAUUGCCUACUUGUAACAUUGUAAAUUGCACUAUGCCAAAACUCAUGAAUGGCAAUGCAGACAAGACAAUGGUGUCCUAUCUUCAGAGUGUGAACUACACGUGUAAUACUGGUUAUAGAAUGAAUGGAUCUGCAACAGCAAUGUGCAGUGCUGAUGGAACUCUACAAAUGCCUACUUGCAACAUUGUCAACUGUACUGUGCCAACUGUCGCCCGUGGCCGUGGUGACAAGAAAGUUGUGUCAUACCUUCAACAAGUGAAUUACACCUGUGACACUGGUUAUAGUAUAAAUGGAUCCGAAGCAGCAACUUGUAAUGAGAAUGGAACUUUGACAGAGCUGAAACCUGUCUGUAACAUUGUCAAUUGUACUGUACCAUCUGUCAACCAUGGCCGUGGUGACAAGAGAGUUCUGUCAUACCUUCAACAAGUGAAUUACACAUGUGACAUUGGUUAUAGUAUAAAUGGAUCUGCAACAGCAACUUGCAGUGAGAAUGGAACUUUAACAGAGCUAAAGCCUGGCUGUAACAUUGUAAAUUGCACAGUGCCAACACUCAUGAACGGCAAUGCGAACAAUAAAAUGGUGUCCUAUCUUCAGAGUGUGAACUACACGUGUAAUACUGGUUAUAGAAUGAAUGGAUCUGCAACAGCAAUGUGCAGUGUUGAUGGAACUCUACAAAUACCUACUUGCAAUAUUAUCAAUAAAUAUUGUACUGUGCCAACUGUUGCCCAUGGCCGUGGUGACAAGAGAGUUCUGUCAUACCUUCAAAAAGUGAAUUUCACAUGUGACACUGGCUAUAGUAUAAAUGGAUCAGUAACAGCAACUUGCAGUGCUACUGGAACUUUGACAGGGCUGAAACCUGUCUGUAUCAUUGUAAAUUGCACAGUGUCAACACUCGUGAAUGGCAAUGCAGACAAGACAAUGGUGUCCUAUCUUCAGAGUGUGAACUACACGUGUAAUACUGGUUAUAGAAUGAACGGAUCUGCAACAGCAAUGUGCAGUGCUGAUGGAACUCUACAAAUGCCUAUUUGCAACAUUGUCAAUUGUACUGUGCCAACUGUCGCCCAUGGCCGUGGUGACAAGAAAGUUGUGCCGUACCUUCAACGUGUGAAUUACACAUGUGACGCUGGUUAUAGCAUAAAUGGAUCUGAAGAAGCAACUUGCAAUGAGAAUGGAACUUUAACGGAGCUGAAACCUGUCUGUAAUAUUUUAAAUUGUACAGUGCCAACACUCAUGAAUGGCAAUUCAGACAAUAAAACGGUGUCAUAUCUUCAGAGUGUGAACUACACGUGUAAUACUGGUUAUAGAAUGAAUGGAUCUGCAACAGCAAUGUGCAGUGCUGAUGGAACUCUACAACUACCUAUUUGCAACAUUGUCAAUUGUACUGCGCCAACUAUCGCCCAUGGCCGUGGUGACAAGAAAGUUCUGUCAUACCUUCAACAAGUGAAUUACACAUGUGACACUGGUUACAGUAUAAAUGGAUCUGAAGAAGCAACUUGCAAUGAGAAUGGAACUUUGACAGAGCUGAAACCUGUCUGUAACAUCGUAAAUUGCACAGUGCCAACACUCCUGAAUGGCAAUGCAGACAAGACAAUGGUGUCCUAUCUUCAGAGUGUGAAUUACACGUGUAAUACUGGUUAUAGAAUGAAUGGAUCUGCAACAGCAAUGUGCAGUGCUGAUGGAACUCUACAAAUACAAAUGCCUACUUGCAACAUGGUUAUUUGCACAGUGAAAAUACUCAUGAACGGCAUUGCGGACAAGGCCAUGGUGUCCUACCUUGAGCGUGUGAACUACACGUGUAAUACUGGUUAUAGAAUGAAUGGAUCUGCAACAGCAAUGUGCAGUGCCGAUGGAACUCUACAAAUGCCUAUUUGCAACAGUAAUAGUUCGGGAGAAACUGGCUCUGGUUCCAAGAGUUCAACUGCAGUUUUGGUGUCCGUUACUAUACUGGGUGUUGGAGGGGCGGUUGUUGCCGCUGCUGUUCUCGUUUAUCAACGGCAGCAAAACGCAAAGUUGCUCACUUCAUCAUAUGACAUUGGGUUGGGCAAAGAGCAGCCUGAAGGACCAGAAGAAAGUUGUGUCGCUAUGCCCCUCAAGGGUAUCUACAAUCCUGGCCAAUCUGGAAGUGAACUAACUGGUCAUGUUUCUGAACAGCAAGGUGGAACGUAUAUGAACCGAGAGCCGGCGAAGAAGGGACAACCAAGCCCUCAGGACCCUCGAAGCCGUGUAUAUCAUAAUCUUGCGAAUAAAUACUCUGAAACAUCAUCUUACAGUACUGAUACUAUGUUGCCUGCUAAAGAUGGAAAUGAUGUCUAUGAGGAAGCAGGUGUGCAAGGUCUAUGCAAUGACAUUUAUGAGGUUGCCGACCAAAACAAAACAACACAAAGUACCCAGCAGAAACUAGUUGACACUGGCUUGGCAACACUGGAAGAUCUCGACACAACCUACGGCAACGGCGAUUCUUGCCCUGGAUCGCGCAAGAGCAGCAUGUGUAUGUAUGGCAAUGCGGAUUCUCCAAGGGUAUCAUGCUGUGAAAUUGGCCAAGCCGUCAAUUUCAACAUGGCACUGAAAUCGUCCGGGAACUUGUCACCCCUGAAACCAGACCAUUCGAUUACAGGCAACAGUAUUCUUGCAUACGACAAUCUGAACAAGGAACUAAAAUUGAACUCUCAUGUUCUGACAACAGUGUUUGGACAGAGUUCCACUGAUCCUGCCGACACUGAGUAUAUAUAUGGAAAUGCAGAGUCGCGCGAGGCCUCACGGAACAACAGUUUGGUUGGCAACGACAACAGGGAAUCAGGCCAGGCCAAUGGAAACUCGCUCCAGACCUCAUUCGCGAACAGUGUAGACUUCUGUGCCGGUGGCAUUUCCACAGUGACUUUCUCUGAGGACAAUUGCGCACGUUUUCAGAUGGGAGAAAGUAAUGCUGGAAAUGGCCUAGAUAUUCACCACUUAUCAACCUAUGAAACUCCCAAUGUUAGCGGUAACGCCAGUACCUCAGCAGGCUUGUCCGAAGAAGCGGCUACCGAAGACAUGACCUAUGAAACUCCCAAUGCUAGCGGUAACGCCAGUACCCCAGCAGGGUUGUCCGAAGAAGCGGCUACCGACGACUUGACCUAUGGAAACGCACCAUCACCAAAUGGUUCUCGUCGUGUUAGUGCUGAACUGUCCUGCACCGAGGUAUCAACGAGGGAUUCAUUUCAGGCCUCAGGGGUCAAUUCACAGCAAGAUGGUGGCAAGGCGGAGGAAACUCUGAACAUGGGACCUAAUCAGACUCCAAAUGUUUCAGCAACAGCAACUAGAAAGAGUUCCAAUUUUGGUGAUGCACCUGGAAACUUACCUGAUCAAUAUCCCACAUCUGACAAGUCUCUGCAGCCAUCUAAUGCGUGCCUAGCUCUCAGUGAUGGCCAGGGUCAGGUGUCGACAGGAAACGUACCUGUUCAACGUCAACGCACCUCAUCUCAUGCAGGCGCGAACAGUUUGAUUUCGGCAGUACCCCAAGGCGACACAAAACCUCCAGGAAGCACUGUGUCGAGAGCUUCGUCUAGUGCUGCAGGCUUCAGUGCCGCUGUUGGCAAAAAGACGCCAGCCCCAAUAUCUAACGAAAUGAAGCAGCUACAGCCAUUGCCAGUUAGAAACAUCCCGACGUCCACUACAUCAGUAGAUGAUAUAUAUGCAGACCUACCAGAGCCAAAUGAGGCUCAAGAGGAAUUCAUCGAGCGUAGCUUCAGUUCUGUCAAAGAGGAGGACGAUGGAGUGUAUGGUACCAUCAAUUAGUACCAAACCAUAUUAACACAGUUUUUAGUUUCACGUUACGUGCAUUUCCACUCCCUGAUUUCUAGGUUAAUUAACCUUUAUCCUCCCAUUGACUGUAAUGCAGGGAAGUUUUGCAUGGUGCAUUUCACCUUUUGUCUCUCACCCCACCCCCCAA